UCCGUGGCCCCGGGGAGAGCGCCUCCGGAUUGGCUGAGCCGGCUCACGCGAGCCGAGCCCGGCAACUGAAGCUAAGGCGGCGGGGGUGGGGAGGGGAAGAGAGGAAGAGGUGGCCGAGAGUAACCCCGGCGGCUCGACCCGCCUCGCGCGACCUUUCUCCUGCAUUGGCUGUGACGCAGCGUGACGCGCGGCCGUGCCGGUGCCUGUGCUGCUGGCCGGCUUCUGCUGCUGCUGCUCCUCGCUCGCUCGCUCGCACUCACUCACUCUCAUCACCCCCCCCAGCCCCCCGUGGAGAGCGGCUGGGCCAAGAUGGCGGCGCUGAGCAAGUCCAUCCCCCACAGCUGCUACGAGAUCGGGCACACCUGGCACCCCCACUGCAGCCGGGCCUUCCUGCACAUCACUCAGGGGGCGCUGGGAGAGUCUCUCCGCAUCUACGGGACCCUUUACCUGAUUGCUGCAAUUCUCCGAAAACGAAAACUUGAUUAUUACUUGUACAAACUGCUGCCUGAGAUUCUGCAAUCAACUUCCUUUUUGACAGCAAAUGGAAGUUUGUAUAUUGCAUUCUUCUGCAUUUUAAGGCGGAUACUUGGAAAAUUCUAUUUUUGGACUCCUGGUUUUGGUGCUGCUUUACCAGCUUCUUAUGUGGCUAUUCUUAUUGAAAGGAAGAGCAGGAGAGGGCUGCUUACUAUUUACAUGGCUAAUCUGGCCACAGAAACACUAUUUCGCAUGGGGGUGUCAAGAGGAGCAAUUACUCCUUUAAGGCAUGGAGAGGUCCUUUUGUUCUGCAUCACAGCUGCCCUGUUUAUGUUCUUUUUCAGGUGUAAGGAUGGUUUGAAAGGAUUUACAUUCUCAGCACUAAAAUUCAUUGUAGGGAAAGAAGAAAUUCCCACACAUUCAUUUGCACCAGAAGCAACGUUCUUAAGAAGAGAGAGGAAAAUAAAACAGCAUGAAGAAAUAGCACAACGAAUGAACAUAAUUGCUGUAACGAAAAAACUUGUGGAUAAAGUAUGCAAGCAUGGGCCAAGGCACAGAUGUUGUAAGCACUAUGAAGAUAAUUGCAUCUCAUAUUGCAUUAAAGGCUUCAUUAGGAUGUUUAGUGUCGGUUACUUGAUCCAGUGUUGCCUUCGAAUCCCAUCAGCAUUCCGGCAUCUGUUUACAAAACCUUCUCGGCUGCUCUCGCUCUUCUACAACAAAGAAAAUUUCCAGCUUGGGGCUUUUCUGGGGUCAUUUGUCAGUAUAUACAAAGGUACGAGUUGUUUCUUGCGCUGGGUACGGAAUUUGGACGAUGAACUGCAUGCACUUAUUGCUGGAUCCCUGGCUGGAGUGUCAAUGAUGUUUUACAAAAGUACUACCAUCUCCAUGUACCUGGCUUCCAAACUAGUGGAGGCCAUGUACUUCAAAGGCAUCGAAGCUGGAAAGGUGCCCUAUUUUCCUCAUGCAGACAGUAUCAUCUAUGCUGUUUCUACAGCUAUCUGCUUCCAGGCCGCUGUGAUGGAAGUGCAGAACCUGAGACCUUCAUACUGGAAAUUCCUCUUACGGCUGACAAAGGGCAGAUUUGCCCUGAUGCAUAGAAAAAUUUUAGAUGUAUUUGGUACAGAAGCAUCUAUGCAUUUCAAGGAUUUCAUUCCUAAGCUUGACCCAAGAUAUACAGUCGCACCACCAGAGAUACCUGUUGAGAGGUCUUGGAAAUGAUCAUUAGCCAAGUCUGACCAAUGUCUGUCCUGAAGAGUUAAUUAACUUAAAAGUCAAAUAGACCGAAGAGGACUUGUGUUCUGCUUCAGUAUUGUUUCAGUGAGUUGUGUUUUGUUACCAAUCUCAACAUACUGAAGCUCCUUGGCAAGAUGCGGUUUUAAUCUGGCUUCUGCCAUAGUAGAAAAUGCCUCUGGAUCAUGGGGGUUGGUUGACACAACCUGGUAGAUUUUUGACAGAAUUAUAUAUCCAUAAAUUAAUAUAUCAGAGAAAAUUUUAGAAGUACCUGAAUGUGCUUAAAAUAAAAAUGUCAAAAUAAUUCUUUUUAAUUCAUUCCAGUAGAUAACUUUUAAAAAGAUACUAAGACUAUUUUUGCAUUUAGAAAACAAAAGGGACAUGGAAUAUAUAUUAUAGGUCGCUAUCCAUUUUAUUUUAAAAGUCAGUCUAGUCGGAAAGCUUUUUGCUCUUUGAGUAUUGUUGGGUUGUUUUAUUAUUAUUUUGUCACUGGGAAAUGUUUAGAGCCAAUAUCCAGUCCUGCACUGUUUAUCUCCAGCUUUGACUUUGAAAACUGCCUUCCAGGUACAAUUAUUUUUCUCCUAAAUCCAGUUUCACACUUGGAAUUACUACUGAGAGGUGAUAACACUGACACUUAGGCCUGGGUUUAUGCAGGUCUUGGACAUGCUUAUAUGGAUAAUCAAGAUGAAAUGAUAGAAUGGAGAAGAUGGAAUGUAAUAUUGUCAUGUUUCAAAGUGAGUCUCAAAAAUGCUGGAUCUUUUUCAGAGCAAAAAUUAAAAAUGCAUGCAUAGAAGUCUGGAGACAAUGGACGUGCCCUUGACUAUAGAAUUGAUUUUUGUGAGCCUUCGUACAAUGUCAGUGAUCCAGGGGCCUUCAAAUGGAAUGCAAACCCUGAAGUGUGAUGGGGGCAGGAAAACUGACUGAUUUGUUACUUUUAUAUAUUUUGUUCUUUGCUGAUUUUUUAAAAGCAUAGCAGAUACACAACAGCCAUAUAUACAGACAAGUAUGUGAAAUUUAGUGCAAGCUGAUUACUGCUCAAAAUUCACUUCUGUCUAUCCUCCCAUGUCCCUAUGAUACUUUAAUAUUCUAAUUCAGUUUUAGUGAUCAAUUCAGUACAGACCGAUGUGAGCUGUGGUGAAAGACUUCCAAGGCUUUCAAGGGAAAAUAAACACAGUUUUUACUUGGAUUCAUCCAAUAUGCCAAAAGCUGAAAUGUUUAUGACUGAAAACAUCUGAAAGAUUUUAUAUAUAUUGUUCAGAUUCUUGUUUUAAUUGCUGUAAGUUAUUUUUUGAUUCUGUGUGUGUGUGUGUGUGUGUGUGUGUGUGUGUGUAUGAAUGAUUAUCUAACAAAAUCUUUGCAUAUAUUGUGACAAUAAAGAUAUAUUCAAAGAGCAACAGUAGAAUAAUAGCUUUAUUAAGACCAACUUUAAAUGUUCUAAAUAGUGAGCAAACUUUUGAGUAAAUCAAAACUCUUCCAGCCCAUAUGUAAGGGAAGAAAGAGAGAGAGAUAGAAGAAGAUGUUGGUGGGCAGCAUAAAAAGUCCAAGGCUAGAGUGUGCAAUAGUAUUAGUCUCCAACAACCUCCCCCACUCCCUGCUCCCUUUUUAAAGCCGUCUGAAGGAAAGUUCUCAUGAACUCAAAAGCUUGUUCAAUCUUUCAUGGUGUGGCAGUGGCAGUUGGUCCUAAUGAAAGUAUUAUGCUGCUGUUGCUAAUAUUGCUGGAUAGUUUAUAAUGGACCAACAUGACUGCCUGCAUUUAUUUUCUUUUUUGGUCUUUUCUGGAGAAUGAUGUUCUAUAUCAGACUUCUAAGAGAGUUCUAAUCAUACUCAUUAAAUGUUAUGUUUUUUCUUUCUUUCUCAUGCACUAGUUAUAUCAGGUUUGCCAAACGGUAGUGAAGUCAUACCUGCCCUUGGGGGGUCAGGGAGAAGUAUGUUUUACAUUAUCAACACAGCACUGAGGAGGAGUAAACUCCUGCUGCUGAUUGCUUGUCAGAAAAUGUGUUUGAUUAAGUGUUUGCUAGAUGUGCAAAAUGUUUUCACUUCUUUUGCAGGUAUGAUCAUACAUGACUGGUGAAUCAACCAGUCGGGAUGUCAUUUGCUGGGACUCACCGACUGAAAGUGUGCUUGCCAAAGGCCCCAAAGACAGUAAACGGCAAAGGCAGGCUUUGAACUCAGGGAAUUCCAGUCCACUUCAUGUGGUCAUGUACAUGCCAGUAAAACUUGGUGAAAUAGUUCCAGGUCAUCUGAACUUGGUACGACCCUGCCCCAUAAUAAGAAAAUCCUUUUCAGGUUUAAAAAAAAGGGGGGGGGUGUCAUCAUUACUACUGUAUUCACAAAUGUUGGUGGGUCCCUUCAUCUUGCUAGUCCCUGAAAUUCUGUUACAAGAAAUGCCUUUUGCAGGGCCAAGAAACUAAUUGUGGAUCUUAGAGCUGUUUGCAGCCCUACAGCCCGCUAAAUACAGUGGCCACAAUCAGCAGUGCCAGCCACAUCCCAUCCAUUUUGGGCCAUGGCACUCUUUCUUCUCUGCAGUUUAUUGAGCAGUCCAGACUCCUGUGUAGAGCUGGUUAGGUUCUGAGCAUGCUCAAGACAGGCCGGAAAUGAAUUUUGCUAGUUCCUCCUGCCGCAGGGCGCCUAUCCCCAAUUCUGGGACUGUAGUGAAGAGAGGUGAUAAGUAGGCAGAAAUAUUCUGACGGCAAAAACAAACUCAAGAGAGAAGAAAAGUUAGAACUUUAAGGGAAUUGGAGAAGGGAAGGAGAUAGCUAACUCUAUGGUCCCUAGAAGCUGCCUCCUCUCAAAAAAGUUUCUAACUUCCCUUGCAAUAGAAAUAUUUACGUAACACUACUGUGAACCACCCCAGACAUGACAUUUGUGAGGGCCUGAUGAGCUCCAGCUACUGGGAAAAAGAACCCUUCACAGGUAAGACCAGUGUUCUUUCCCCCCCUGUGCUGGAGCUCAUCAGCAGUGGGACAUGCCUAAGCGGUAUGAAACUAUGUGGGGGUGAGGGGAUGUCAGACCACCAGCUGGAGCACUCGACAACAGAAGGCCACCUGGGCAGAAGAAAAAGAGGAGAUUUUGUAGUGGCGAAUGAUAUCCGCCAUGGUGGAAUGAUAUCCGCCAUGGUGGUGAUUCCCAAAGGGAGGGGAAGACAUAGUGAUUCAUAGGCCAGCUGGAUGCAGGAUUUAAUCCAUUUGGCCAAGGUGGCUUUAGAUACCCUGUGAUCCAGGUUGGAAGGUUGAAAAGACACAAAAAGGGCGUCUGACUGGCGAAAGACUUUAGUGCGUCUGACGGAGGCGCGCAGUACAUGGUGUACAUCCAGCUUGUGCCAGAGCUUUUAUUUGUGGUGAGUCGGGUUAGUACUGAACGAAGGAAGGAUGAUAUCCUAAGACCGGUGGAAUGGUAGAAUAUCAUAUUGAUUUUGGGUAUGAAAGUUGUGUCUUAACUUUAGAACUAUGGAAUCCUGUUGAAAAAAAGGUAAAGCUCUUUAAAAACCAAGAGGGCUCCCAACUCUGCAAGCCGAGGUGAAAGCCACCCAAAACUACCUUGUAGGAUGGAAGUUUAAGGGAUAUGGAAGAUAGUGGCUCAAAAGACGGCGAGGUGAGGGCAUUUAAAACUUUAUUGAGGUUCCAAGAAGGGAAGCGUUGGAUGGGAGGUGGGGCCAAAUUGGAAGCUCCCCAUAGGAAGCGUGAGAUAUGAGGGUGAAGCUAUUGACUGUCUGGAGUUGAAAUGUUCAGUAUGGACGGCAGAGUGGAAGCCUGUCAUUUCAAGGUGUUAGGUUUGAGAUGCAGGUCUAGGCCCUCUUGCAGGAAAGCCAAGACCUCUGUGAUGCCCGGAGAUAAUGGGUUUAGGUUAUGUCUGCGGGACCAUCUGAAGAAAGCUGCCCAAGUAGCUUGGUAAAUACGAUGAGUAGAGGAACGACGAGAGGCGUAUUUUGGCAAUGAAUGUUGAAUAAGAAUAAAGCUUUUUUUCAUAACCACUGGAUUUGCAUUCCUUUACUGAACUGCUUUGUAUUCCAAAUGCAGGCAAGUGUUAUUUUCAUCUUGAAUUUUAUUUUCUAGUUUUGCCCUAAUGAAUAGAAAUCUUUUAGAUGUAUUUGGUACAGAAGCAUCUAUGCAUUUCAAGGAUUUCAUUCCUAAGCAGGGAUACCUGUUGAGAAGUCUUGGAAAUGAUCAUUAGCCAAGUUUGACCAAAGUCUGUCCUGAAGAGUUAAUUAACUUAAAAGUCAAAUAGACUGAAGAGGACUUGUGUUCUGCUUCAGUAUUGUUUCAGUGAGUGAAUCUGAAGGGGAUGUUGUAUAACCUGGGUCAUCUGGAGAUGUUUGUCCUUUCUCCUGGAAUGUGGGGUGAUUAGGAGAGAGUCGGGGGGGGGGGGAAGCAGGGAAAAAUCCAGUGAGUAGCCCCUGGAAAUUGUGUAUAGAACCCAUUGGUCCUGUGUUGUGGACAUCCAGGUGAGGGCAAACUCGAAAAGUCUGCCCCCUAUGGGCAUGGAGUCAUUGCUGCUUGUUUUGAUGGGUAGUGACAUUGAAAGCCUUGGAUUCUUGGGGCCUGAAUGCCCCUCUAUUGCGCUGUCUCCACUGGUAUCACCCUGACCCCUCGAAAGGUAGGUUUCUGAAAUCCCCUGAAUGUCUGUUGGAGUUGGAACUGCCUUUGGUUACAAAAGGAAGACGAGGGUGCUCAAAAAUCCCACCGAGUUUCUUUCCUAGUCGAGGGCAUGGACUUCUCCUUGUCUUUGGUUUCCACUAAGACUGGGUCUACAGAGGGAUCAAAGAGGUUGGAACCUGAAUAGGGGGAAGAAGUGAGCACAAUCGUGGUUUUAGAAUCCACUUGUCAACUUUUGAGCCAGAGAGAGCUGUAUACGACCAUCCCAGAAGCUAAGGCUCUAGAAGCCUGUUGGACGCAGUUGAGGCUGGAGUCUGCCAUGACGGCAGCUGCUUUUGACAUUUUGUUAAUACCUUGUCUAAGCCCAGUAUUUAUUUUUUUGGGUGGGAGGCAGAGAAACCAAUUCUUUUGCCCACAAAAUGGAGGUCCUGGAAAAAAUAGAAUUGGCUGUAGCUGCUUUGAUUACGGUAGCGGAAACGUCAUGAGCUUUCUGAAGCAUUAGGUCACACUUUCUAUUGUGGAUUUUAAUUGUUCUUGACCCUCUGUAUUUAAUAGUGUCCCAGAUGCCAUUCGGACAAUGGGAGCGUCUAUGCAGGGGGAGGCCGGUAGGGCCAAGACCUCAGGAGAGAGAGAGAGAGAGAGAUUCCUGGGGUAAGAGCCAAUAGGUCUGCAAGACGCCGGAUUUUGCCAUUCUGCCAACAUGACCUGCCAAAAAAGGUUAGGGAAGGUUAUAGUGGAAGAGGGGGUAGAGGAGGAGAGAAAGACAUUCUUGUCUAGGUCCAGACGGCGCUACCUCAACAGGAGAAACAUCAUUUAUAGUUCUUUUAGCUUUAGACAAAAGUGCAUCAAAAUCAGUGGAAGUGAAAAGGCAGGCUGAAAUAGGCGCCAUAGGUGCAGUCUCCUCCUCAGAUAACUCUCCUUCCUCUUUAUCCAAAUCCCUAGGAACCAAGGGGUAAGGAGUUUCAGGGUCAGAUGGUUCAGAGCUGGAUGCAGGCCUGCGAGAGGCAACACAAGGAGCACAGAGUUAGGAAGGGGAGCAGCUGAGUAGGGUGUACUGGAGGGGGAGGAACAGGUUGCCUGGGUGGGGAAGGAGGGGCAGAGGUAGGAAGAACGUUAGCAGGGUGUGCUGGUGCGCUAGGAUGAUUGUGUAGGCACUUAGUAGCAGAAGGCUCUUGUUCUGAAGAGGAAGAAUAGCCAUGGUGUCUCUUACAUGUUACUUUGAUUGGUCUGGGCACAAAAUGUCAUCUCUCGUGGAGAGGGAUGGCUUUCCUCCUAGGGCUUGAGUCCGGAGGAAGAAGAGAGGCACCUGUCAGGGCGAUGAGGUCUCUGUGGGGAGAGCAGCUGGAAUGGCCGGUGGGAGCUGGGGAAGGAGUUGUGGCAGGGAGUGGCAACUGUGGCUGAGGGGUGAGCGGGAUGCACUGUCUAGGAAAAAAACUUCCUAAGCCAGCCAGUAACGUCUGGUAGGAAGGGUGGGACCGGCCCCUGAAUAGGGGGAACAGUGUUACUGUAUGUGUCCCCGAGGGCAGCAUUGCCGGAGGGAGACUCCAUAGGCUGCCUGUAGAUGCCCGCGCCUAGUGGCAGGGACUGUGGAGCCUCCUGAGGCAAUGCGGAGUCAGCCGAUUAGUCUGGGUGGUGUGCAGGGGGACUGCGCGGACCAGCCAGUUCCCCCUCUGCAACAACCACAACAGGGGCAGCAAUAGAGAACGCCAAUGGAUCACCCACCAGGUGAUGGUCGUCCUUCCCCUUUUUUGUCCAUUCUGCUGUGUCCCUGGAUCGCAGUUUUGUCUGUUUACAGUCCGCUUUUAUUAGCAGGCGCUCGCUGAGGUGCAUGGGCAAUGAGGGCUUUUUUCUCUUCUUUUGUUUAACCUCGCUGUGCUCCUUACAAUGCUUUGUCUUUUUCUGAGCUUUGCGAGGUAGAGAGGUAAAGCCCACUGAUGGAACCACCGCUGGAGUCGGAACAGCUAAUGAAUCGGGGUAUAGCCCGCGGUGAGAUCAAAAUGGUAGGCUCUGUCACUGGAUCGAUUUCGGAGCCUUUGGACAAGGACCUCCAUAGUAGGUCUUCGACAUGGGCAAGCUCCAUAACUUCCCAAACGCCAAAAACUGUCUGCAUUCAAAGAAACAAACUGUUAAAAAUGAAAGUAAAAAGACCCAAAUUCGCCACAUGGGAAAGGAAAAAAAAGGUAAAGUUUGGGGAAAGGGAAAGAAACGGAUCUGAGGCAGCUCCCUUCCUGCCCUUGCACAAUCUAAGGACAGGAAAGGGAGUAGAGAAAAGAAAAUCCUAAGUUUAGAGGAACUAGCCACAAAAAUAUGGAAAUCUCUACAGAGCAAUUUCACAGCCCUGCAAGCCUCGAGCAGACAGGACCGGAACUGGGGAUAGGGACCCUCCGGCGGGAGGAACUCGCAAAAUUCAUUUCUGGCCUGUAUCGGGCAUGCUCAGUACCUAAUCCCAUUGCUGGUGAGGUCCAGCAGAGGGGAAAUAAUCAAAAAGGUUUAAGAGACCUGAGAUAUUUAUACUGGAAAAGUUGAAAAUAAACAGUGAGCCCUGGUGUCUGUCAGCCCUGAUUAUUAUUAAAGUAUUUGCUUACUGGAAAAAUGGUAGCUUUUGGAUUCAUUUAAUAAAAUAAAAGCCUCUUAAGAAACCAAACAUUUCCUAAAUGCAAGGCUCUCCACCCUAAAGCUGGUGACUCUGGUGCAGUUAUAGUUGAAAGAAAUCAGUUUUAUUUUCUUUCCAACACCUCAAAUGAACACAUGAAGUCACCUGAUACAGAGUCAGACCAUUGGUCCCACUAGCUCAGUAAGACAGCAUUGACUGCAAGCAGCUCUCCAGAGUUUCACACAGGGAUCUUUCCCAACCCUACCUGGAAAUGCCAGGGAUUGAUUCUAGGACCUUUUGCAUGCAAAGCAUGUGCACAAUCACUGAGCCUACAGUCAUUCCCUCCUCAGUAGAGAAGUCCCAAAGGUGGCUUUGCUGUGGAUUGAAAGCAUAAACUAGCAUAAAGCCUUUAUGUGUGAAUUAGGGAGGGGGAGCUUUCUUUACUUCCAGAGCCCAGGUUUGCAACCACUUUUAACCAGACUAUACCUUUACCUCGAGUACAGGUGGAGGAGCCACGAAUAUCUGCUCCUCCUCCUGGCUCCUGCAUCAGCCAGGGCGCUUUAAGCCCAGCUUCCUCAAUGUGAACAGCAACAAAGCCUGAUGGAGCUCUCUGCUUAAUCCUUGCUAACUGGACAAAGAGGCACUUUUAAAAGGUGAUGAUUCUCUUUAUUGAGCAGAGGGGGAAUAACUGGCCCUAUCCACCCCGAGCACAAUACCUCCAGUGACUGUUACUGGUGUCUAUCAUGUUUCAUUUUAGAUUGUGAGACUUUUUGGGACGGGGGUCCUUCUUAAAUAUUUAUUAUUUCUCUGUGUAAAACGCUUUGGAAACUUUGGUUGAAAAGCAGCAUAUAAAUAUUUGUUGUUAAUUAUCCAUUUCUCUUCCACAACCAAAAUAUUCUUUAGCCCUCCCUUCUCCCAAGUGUGAAAGCGACAGAGGUUUUGGACCCCUUCCGUCAUUAUUCAGCUCCUCCCAUUUCUCUCCUGUAGUGUGAACACCAGCAGAGGUUCCAUCAAGAAUGUGUGCGCAUUUGGGUUCGGUUCUUUCUUCCCUUGAUUGCUUAUGCAGCCGGUGGGGUGGGGGUUCCCUUGGAACUGAAGGUUACAUUGACAGGAAGCCCUUGGGGCCAAUUGGCCUGAUUAUCUAGACCCGUUUCAAACUGGCUUUCGGGUGCUGUGGGGUGGAGACUGCCUUGGUCAGCCUGAUGGAUGAUCUCCAGUUGGACAGAGGGAGUGUGACUCUGUUGGUCCUUUUGGAUCUCUUGGCAGCUUUCGAUUCUAUUGACCAUAGUAUCCUUCUGGAAUGUCUGAGGGGAUCGGGGGUGGGAGACACUGCUUUGCAGUGGUUCCACUCCUACCUCACAGGCAAAUUCCAGAUGGUGUUUCUUGGAGAUUGUUGUUCUUCAAAAUCUGAACUUUUGUAUGAUGUCCGUCAGGGCUCCAUAUUGUCUCAGAUGUUGCUUAACAUCUACAUGAAACUGCUAGAUGAGCUCAACAGGAGAUUUGGUGCAGGGUGUUGUCAAUAUGCUGAUGGCACCCACAUUUAUUUCUCCAUGUCAACAUCAUCAGGAGAAGGCAUAACCUCCCUAAAUGCCAGCCUCGAGGAGUAAUGGGCUGGAUGAGGGAUAACAAACUGAGGCUGAAUCCAGAUAAGAUGGAGGUACUUAAUGUGCGGGGUUGGAACUUGGGAGAAGAUUUUGAUCUGCCAGUUCUGGAUGGGGUCACGCUCCCCCAGAAGGUAUUCCGUUUGGGGGUGCUUCUGAACCUCUCCCUGGUGUCCCAGGUUGAGGCGGUGACCAGAGAUGCUUUUUAUCGGCUUUGGCUAAUACGCCAGCUGCAUCCAUUUCUUAAGAUGAACGACCUCAGAAUGAUGGUACAUGUGUUAGUAACCUCUAGGCUGGAUUACUACAAAGGGCUGUAUGUGGGGCUGCCUUUGUACGUAGUCCUGAAACUGCAUUUGGUCCAGAAUGUGGCAGCCAGGUUGGUCUCUGGGUCAUCUAGGAGAGACCAUAUUACUCCUGCGUUGAAAGAACUACACUGGCUGCCGAUACAUUUCUGGGCAAAAUACAAGGUGCUGGUUAUAACCUAUAAAGCCCUAAACCACUUAGGCCCUGGGUAUUUAAGAGAAUGUCGUCCUCGCCAUGAGCCUCACCGCCUGUUAAGAUCAUCUGGAGAGGUUCAUCUGGGGUUGCCACCAACCCAUUUGGUGGCUACUUGGGAACGGGCAUUCUCUAUUGCUGCCCCUGGACUCUGGAAUGCGCUCCCUGUUGAAAUAGGAGCCUCCCCAUCUCUGGCAACUUUUAAAAAGGCACUGAAGACACAUUUAUUCACCCAGGCUUUUAAUUAGAUUUAUAGUUUUAAUUUUUAAUAAAUAUUGAGUUUUAAAUGAUUUUAAUGUUUAAAUGAAUUUAAUGUUUAAAUGAAUUUAAUUGUUAAUUGAUUUAAUGUUUGAAAUGAUUUUAAUUGUAAACCACCCAGAGUCACAAUUUUUGGGCUGUAUAGAAAUAUUUUAAAUAAAUAAAUAAAAAGACCAGGAAACACA
Messenger RNA from Hemicordylus capensis (graceful crag lizard), 11428 nucleotides. RefSeq names its product transmembrane protein 135 (gene TMEM135). NCBI's taxonomy places the organism in Eukaryota, Metazoa, Chordata, Lepidosauria, Squamata, Cordylidae. Bases 310 to 1692 code for a protein of 460 amino acids. The transcript has 15 exons. The record is from RefSeq and is a predicted model, not a curated record.